AUGACAAAGUCGUCAGAUCCAAAAAUGUCUGGAAAAAAAGAAACUGAGGAUAGGCCAAUACAGAGAUUAUGUUCUAAGUAUAAUGUUAAUUAUAAUCUUAUUAUGUUAAAAAUUACAUUAUUUCUAAUGUAUGGAGGUAAGUUUAGUUGAAUAUAACCUACACACAUUACAGCCAAAUAUUUUACACAUUUUAUGUUAAUAUUUUUAUUUACUUUUAGCAACAUCAUCAUUAAUCCCAUACUUAACUAUUCAUAUGCAAAGCAUUGGAUUGUCAGUAGAAGAAAUUGCUAUUGUUUAUUUGGCACUGCCUCUGACUACAUUUUUAGCUCCCCCCGUUUCAGGUACUUUUAUAGUUGUAACCAUUCAAAGUAUAAUACAUAAUAAUUAUUAAUAUUAAAAAAAAUGUAUUUAGGAUUUUUGGUAGACAAAUUUGGCCAAUAUAAGCCAGUUUUGUUUAUAUCAUUGGCAUUAAAUGCUAUAUUUCAUCAUUCGUUGAUAUUAAUACCUCAAAUGGAAACACCUGGAGCAGUCCCAUCAGCAUAUGUUAUGAGACAUCCAGAGUCUGGGAAAGUUGAUGUAUUUUAAAUAUUUUAAAUAGUACAAUGUGAACUCAAUUAUAUUGAUAUAUUUUACAAAAACAAUACUUAAAACAUUUCAAUAUAUAUGAUUCAGUAAUACUUAGUUACAUACUAAGAAAUAUGUCCAAAUACAAAUUUAAUUUAAAAUAAAAAAUUAUGAAUUUAUCAAUAGGUAAAUAUAAAUAAAAAUGUGUUUAGUCCAUGAUUUAAAAUAAGAGAGGAUUAAUUCAAAAUGUUUGUUUAAGUAGGUACUAUGUAUGUUUAUUUAUACUUGGGUCAAGAAGUAAUAUUAUAUUAUGUCAAAGUAAUAUUUUUGUGAAACUUAAAUACUUGUUUUUAAAAAAUCCUAAAUGCUAAAAUAUUAUUUUAAAUAUUUUAAUUUUAUGAUUUGGUAUCUGGUUGAUUCAAAAUAAUUUAUAUUCAAUAAAUUAAUGAUUUUUUUUACUAAAAAAUUGAGAUAAGAUGUAGUUAAUUAUGUCUAAUAUACCACAAAUUGAUUUAAAUCUCUGGUUUUAUUAUUUUUAAUAUAUACAAAUCGUGUUAGGUGUGGUGGAGUCCUUGUCCUAGCAGGGAAUGUCCAGAAGAUGAAGAAAUUAAUUUAGUCUUGGAUGAAUGUGAUGAUCAUUGUUUAUUAAGAGAUUAUAGUAUACCGCAUGAAGAAAAUAAAGGGGUAACGAAUAUUGAGCAAAGCAUAGCAGUUAGACCACCAACUUUUAUUACUGGACCAACUAAUAUACAAGUAUGAAUACCUAUAUAAUUGUUUAAGGUUACAGUACAAUGUCUUGUCCCUAUGCUCUUUUGCAAUAUUUGCUAAGUAAAAGUUAUUAGAGUUAUUUAAUUAUAUUUGUAAAGGUAUAGUGGUAUAUAGCUAUACUGUUCUUCAAAAAAAAUAUUCUGUUUUUAAUAGGCAAUAAUGCUGUAGUCAAUGUUACAAAAUAUUUUUAAUUCUUAGCAAGGCAAUAUACUGAUAUAAGCAAAAACGAUGUAAGUCACUAGAGAACAUUUUCGAAAAAAAAAAUUUAUACUUUGCAUUUUAGUUUCUAAGUGGAGCAAAGGAAUAUAUUGGUUUAACAAUAAUUUUUUUUUUUUUUUUUUUUGUUUAUACUGUGCAUAAAAAAUCUACCAGAAAUCUUCCUCCGAUUUUCAAGUGUUGUAGCACAUUUUCUGAAAGGAAAUUUUCAUGGGCUGGGACUUAAAACAGGUCAUUUUUAGUUUUACAAGUAGUUUUCAAAAUUGGCGAAAAACUAAAAAAUUUAUGAAAACAUGAAUAAUCAAACUCUAUUCAGAAUCGUUUUUUGUUAGCAAUAAUUAAUCAUUGCAUAUAAAAAUACAUUAAAUUCCCUUAUACAUAUACUCAAACAUAUCCUACCUUCCCAACUUCUCAUCUACAAUGGUUCACUCAUUGUGUAAAGUAUAUCAGUCUAUUUUAAAAUUAAUAACACUUACAUUUUAAUUCCUAAAGUAUAAUAUGGAAUUUCGUAUACAAUUUUACCAGAUUAAUGUAAUCAAAUAAAAAUAAAUAAAGAUAAAUAAAUUCGUAAGUACUUAUUUAACAUUAAAUUAUAAACAUAUUUAUAAUUUAUAUUAUUACUAUUAUUUUUGACGAUUUAUUAGUAACAGAUACAUUUUAUAUAUGUUGCAUUAUAAGUAAAACCGUAAUCUGUAUUAAAUAUAAACACUAAAAUUAUUUUUACUAUAUACUAAGUACGGUAUUUUUGUUAAGCUCAAGCUUAUUAUACAUUUUAAAAACACAUUUUUCAACAAAUAUUGUUAAAAGUCUUUUAGGAGGAAAAUAUUUCAGUUGUAUUUUACUAAUCUUCCAAUUUAUUUGGAUUUGCAGUGUUUUGGGUUAUGAGGACAGUAAAGAAAAAAUAUGUAUAUAAAAAAAAUUAAUUUACGUCCUAGAUUGGUUUAAUAUGUACAAAUAAAACAUUUGCAGUGUUACUUUUGACAAAUUUAAUUUUUUAUAACUUAUACAUUUAACAAAUGCAUUUUUAGAUGAAAAAAGAUAUCUAAUCUAUAGAUAUCUAAUACUAUAUGCAUCGAGAUUCUUAUAGUAUAAAUAUUAUAUACAAUUUUCUAAUUUAAUAUUUUAACCUAUUAUGUAUAUAAAUUUUUUUAGUUUUAUACACUUUGAAACAAUAACUACUUUUUAAUUAGGUAUUAUCUUGUAAAUUUAGUAUCAUAAACUAUCAAAAAGCUAGGUUAGAUUAGGCUUUUUUUUGUUUUAAACUAAAAUGUAGUUAAAAUAGAGUUAGUACCUAACUUAGUACUCUUAUUUUGUACCUACCGAAUAUAGAUUAUAUAUAUCUAAUAAAAUAUGAAAUUUGUAUAAAAUAUGUAUGAUUGGUUUAGUAGGUACCUAUAUUGUUCAUAUAUUAUCUCAAUAGUUAAUCAAUUAAGAGAAUUUAUAAUUACAUAGAUUCUGCUCAAACGAUUUAUUUAAUUUUCUCAUUUUAGCAACAACCUCCAAAUUGUAUAAUGCCACCUGCUAAUAAUCACCAACCAGGGAUAGAUGACCCAGAUUUGUUUUUCAUUUACGAAAAAACAAAACAAGCUAAAAAUAUUACUAAGCAAACGUGGGUAUAUUUAUGCAUUUACCUUUUCAGAUAAUUGUUCUGUCUAGUUUAUUUAUUCUUCAUACAAAUAUAAUUUGUGUAAACCACAUAUGCAUCGAGUACCUCUAUAGAUAAGUUUAAAAAAAAAAUUGAAAUUUUAAAUAUGUUGCAGUCCAAAGAAACCAGAAACCAAGAAAAAUAAACUGAGGAUGGGUGUUUUGUUGAAUAAUGAAACCGUAAAAGAAAUUGCUAAUAUUGGAGCUGGUUUAAAUAAUAUUAAUGAUACAUCCAGCAAAAAAGAAGCAACUGUGUUUGUGGUUUUGGAUAUGCACCCAGGACUUAUGGACCCAACUGAAACGUUAGGUAGGCAUAUUCCCUAUUAGAGUCCUACAUAGUGAAAAACUAUUGUUUAAUUGUUAAAAUUUCAGUAGAAUAGUGGGUAAAAGUAUUUAUUUAACUUAGUGUUAGUAUAUUGUAUAAAAUACAAUAUAACUUGUGAGACAUAAAGAGAAAAUAUGUGUAGGCAAUGUGGAAAUAUAUAACCAACAGGGUGAAAUUUUUAAAUUCCUUACUUUUGCUAUUUUAAAUAUUUUUGGAGUGUUUUUUAGAUUUUUAAAUAGAUUUUUUGUUGAAAUAGUAAAAUUCUGGACUCUAAUUAUGACAUAUCAAACAUUAAUUAUUACUAAUUUCGAUUUUAUUAAUAUGUAAAGGAAUGGAAUUACCAGAACCUGACCAAGAUGAACAAGUCACAGAUUUUCGUCAACAUUUUUCAUCAGACAUGUUGAUAACAUCCGGAGUUAACUUUUCAGCACUUCUAGAUCACGAUUUAAGAUGUGGUGGUAGGGUGUUGGCAACUAAUCUUACGUAUAACAAACUAAAAGAGCUUGCUGCAGAUUGCAUGCUUCAAAAAUGUAUUUUCAGGUACCUAUUUAAAUUGAUAUUAAAGUAUAAAUGUUAAUAAGUAGGUAUGCAUCAUGUUAUAGGCAACAAGGUUGACAACCAAUGAAAUAGAUAGGUCAAUACUGUGCUCGGGUCAGCUAAUAUUAUAUACAUUUAUAAAAUACAAAUAUAAUAAAUUGUUAUAAAACCAAUAGUUUAGUACUAGAAUUUAUUUUAACUAAUACUCUAUUUAUUUACAUUUUAAAUAUAGGUUGCCAUUUGGAAAUCAAAAGUAGGUAGUGAUUUUGCUAUCAAAAAUAAGGGUGAUGAAAAAUAAUAUAAUUAUAAAAUUUUAGAGCUGCUUGUUUCUUAAAUAUUCUAGAAAACAAAUCCUGGAAUAAGUUAAUACUUUCUGAGAUAAUGUGUGUACCUACUUGAAUGGACCACCUUGUAUAAUAUUGUAAUUACUUAGAAAUAAAUUUUGAGAAAAUUGUUCAUUUGCUUUAUAAUAUUAAUUUUCUAUUGAUUUGAUUAUAUAAUAUACUGAUAUAUUUGUUUGUAAUAAUUGACAGUACAAUGAUUUUUAUAUUUAAAUAUAUAUUUUUAUAGGACAGGCGGACCUGAGCGAUGUCCACCUGAAUAUAAACCUUCAAACGAGAAAGUGUUUUGGAUAUACUUUGGCCUACGGUUUGUAGGUACAACCAUGUUAGCUGCAUCAGUUACAGUAAUGGAUCCUAUUGCUUUAAGUCUAAUACAAAGGUAUGGGGGACAAUUCGGUAGAGAAAGGUUAUUUUCGACUGUUGGAAUGGCAUUAUUCUCUCCACUCACUGGUUGGCUAAUUGAUCGCAUGAGUGCAAAAAAGGGUAUUUUAUUAUUAUUAACCAAUUUUAUAGAUAAAUUGAAUGCAUAUUUUAAUUAUAUAUUAGGUUACACGGAUUACUCAUCUGCAUUCUACACUUAUGAUAUUUUACUUGUUUUAUCAAUGGUAACCUUAUUAAUGAUGCCAGUUGGCAUAAAAAUGCCUGCAGAUCAUAUUUUAAAAGAUAUGAUAAGGUUAUUAAAACUGCCUCAUGUAACUGCAUUUAUAUUCUUUUUGUUUGUACUUGGAAAUUGUUGGGGAUUUAUAGAAUCAUAUCUAUUUUUAUAUCUUAAAGAAUUAGGAGCUCCUAACUACUUAUUAGGUAAUUAUAAAUAUGAACAAACGAAUAAAUUAUUAAAAUCAGAUAUUUAUAUAUUCUACUGAAAAAAAAAAAUAUUAAUCAAUACUACAGGAAUAACAGUGUCUGUAGCAACUAUCAGUAGUAUUCCAUUUUUGUAUGGAGCAGAAAAAAUCUCUAAAAAAAUUGGUCAUGUCAAUAUCAUUGUCAUCGCCUUCUUUUCACACGCAGCCAGAUUAAUGGGAUAUUCAUUUAUUGAGUAAGAUAAUGUUUAUAUAUUUAUAAAAUAUUAAUUUAAUAAAAUAAAAUAUGUUAUUACAGAGAUCCAUGGUGGGUUUUCCCAUUUGAAGCAAUUGAAUCUUUAGCAGUUCAUUUAAUGUGGGUAGCUGCUGCAACAUAUUGUGCUUUACUUGCACCCAAAAAUCUUCUAGCAACACUUAUAGGUGUUUCAGGAAUGUCCCAUUUUAGUCUUGGUAAAUAACAAUGUUUUAUUUUUUUGUCAAUACUUUUUUCAUUAACCUAAAAAAUAAAAAAAUAAAUCAGGUCGUGGAAGUGGAAGUUUUUUCGGCGGUCUUUUAAUUGGAUCAUAUGGAACAAGGCAAUCAUUUAGAUUGAUGGGCUUAUUAGGCAUCAUAAGUGGUACUAUUUAUGGACUAUUGCACUGUAUGUGGCUUCACAAGUUUGAAAAACAAAAUACAACUGAGAAAUUUGGUAAAUUUGUUUGAUUAAUAGUAGUUUACAUUAUAGACAAUUAUGAAUGGAAGGAAACUUAAAUAACUAAAUGUUACUAAAAUUUAGAACCAUCAGAAGUAGAUUCUCUUAAAGGAAUCGAAGAAAAUAAUAAAGAAGACUUGACUGAUAUAGAAUUGGAGGCUAGACGUUUAAGUUUAAUGAUAAAAUUUAACCAUCGUGGUUCUUUAGCAUCUUUGGAUAAAGAACUACUACCUAAACCCCAAAGUGAUCUUAGAAGUGGAUCAUUGCAACCACCUAAAGUUGACUUGCUCAAGUCUACUCUUGAACUAAAUUACUUGCAUAAAAAAGCUAAUGUGAACAAACCAAUUUUAAAGAAAGAAGAAAACUGUACAUCAACUCCACAAGCAAAUAGGAAAUCAAUAAUUAUUCAAACUACAAUGGAAGAAACAAAAAGUUUAGGCAACACUGAAGAACAUUAA
Molecule: messenger RNA, 6344 nt
Organism: Cinara cedri
Lineage: Eukaryota; Metazoa; Arthropoda; Insecta; Hemiptera; Aphididae
Source: the annotation of a GenBank genome assembly